GAAGAUGACGAGCGAUUAGUAGACGACGGCUCAAUCCGUGAUCCUUACAAAGGAUGGAUGUCAUAUUUAGAUCCUCACUUCAGGCCUCCUCCUGCACACGGUGAAUUUCCGGCUAUCCGUUUCAAUCCAAACAUUCAUCGUUAUCCGGAUAUUCCGAUGGGAAAACUAAUUCCGGUAACUAUCGCAGUUUCACAUAAGAUAAUGCGUAAUUCACCACCACUUUUCCACGUUCAACUGAAAAAUGUUGAUUCGGAGCAAGAGAACGAACUGAGGAAAGUGUUAGAGAAACAUUUCAUGAAAACAGAUCCACUCGAGCAUGUUGAGGUAACAUAA
Molecule: messenger RNA, 333 nt
Organism: Anisakis simplex (herring worm)
Lineage: Eukaryota; Metazoa; Nematoda; Chromadorea; Rhabditida; Anisakidae
Source: the annotation of a GenBank genome assembly